This is a messenger RNA of Miscanthus lutarioriparius, 1671 nucleotides long. The record is from the annotation of a GenBank genome assembly. Lineage: Eukaryota; Viridiplantae; Streptophyta; Magnoliopsida; Poales; Poaceae.
AUGUCGAUGCGUAGCCGUAGCGGGGUGGAGGUGGUCGCCAGUAGGGGGUGCGCGCGGCUGGUGAUCCCCGGGAUGCAUCACAACCCCUCAUCAUCCGCCGCAUCCGUCUCCUCCUCCUCCGCGGCCUCGCGCGGGGCCGCCACCGGUGCGGCGGCGGCGACGGCGGCGCGCGCCGAUGGGCCGUUCGCAGGCCUCGUCAUCUGCGUCACUGGGCUGUCCAAAGAGGCGAGGGUUCAGGUGAAGGAGGCGACGGAGCGGCUGGGGGGCGAGUACAGCGGGAGCUUGCACCCCAAGUGCACGCACCUCGUGCACAGCUUUGCCGGACGCAAGUUCGAGCAUGCACUGAAGCAUGGUCCGAGGAACGGGCUAUUCCUCGUUACCCUGGGUUGGUUUGUGGACUGCGUGCGGAGGAACAUGAGGUUGGAUGAAUCCUUGUAUGCCAUCAAGAGCAUUGGGGAGAAUGGUGUGCCGCACGGGGAGUUCAACCGCCUUGUUGGAGUUCCUGUUAACGAGAAGUCUUGCCUUCCACCACUGAUAUUUCAGGACAAGGCAUGCUCAGAUAUGACCCGGAAGGAUUUGCUCCAGACUCCUGGGAAAGAAGGCGGUCAUGAUGGGUUGGUUUUUAUGAAUGACACAAUCUACAUUGACCCUGGGAUAUCUGAUGAGAUGAGGAAAAAGAUUUCUGAUGCUGCUACUAGAGAAGGUGCAAAGUUGCUGGAGCACUGGUUUAUUGGUUGCCCUGCCACGUAUAUUGUCUGUGAGGAUGCUUGUGUUAAGAGAUAUGUAGGCCACUCAGACAACAUUGUAACUCCGCUUUGGAUGUUGAAAACAGUGAAGGAAAAAAACUUGCAGCGCCUUGUCCAUUUGUCUUCUGACCUAGCUAGGCAUGUUGCCAUGGUUCUGGAAAAUGUCCGAACAUCAGAAGAGAAUAGGAAACUUGGAAGUGUUCCUUCUAUAAACAUAAGCUCGUGUGGUCGUCCAUCAACCCAAGAGGAGAUCGAUGAAGUCCAUCAAGAGAGGCAAAAGUUUGUUGAAGUGGCAAAGAAAGAAGUCCGAGACCGCCGUGCUCGUCGUAUGCAGUCAUGUGAAGUACCCAUUCACCCGAUCACACCGGCCACGCUUCUGGAUUCAAUCUGCUGGACAAUCUCUGAGCCAACUUCAUCUGCGUCAAUUUAUAUGGAUUCUUCAUGGUCCGAUGAUGCCAAUGAGCAGCAAAGCACCACUUACUUUGAUGCAAAUGGGGAUGUGAGGGAUCCAGAUCAACCAACUGAUAAUUUUUCCCGUCCACUGAAAGAAAGUGAGCAAAGUGAGCUGAUCUUCAAGAAUCACUUCCUUACCAUACUCUUCCCUAUUGAUCGUUUUGGAGAGCUUGGACCUUCCUCGAAGACAUUCUAUAACAAUGGUGGCUUUACGUGCAUACAAGUACUGGAUCACAUCUACAACUUCUACCAGGAGAACAUGUCAACCAACGAGAUAGACAUGGCCUUGCAUACAGAUUCCCGGCAUGCCGAUCGACUUCGAUCUUUGUAUUCAGGUGCUGAAUCAGCAGAGAAAGGAUUUGUAGCUUUUAAAAGAAUAGACUUCUUAGGAAGCAGAAGAAGUUUUGAGGCACUAAAGCGCAUCAACAGGGAAAAUAAUAGCAACGUAUAUGAACUUGUAAUUAGGGCAUGA